Messenger RNA from Salvelinus sp. IW2-2015, 3339 nucleotides. NCBI's taxonomy places the organism in Eukaryota, Metazoa, Chordata, Actinopteri, Salmoniformes, Salmonidae. The record is from RefSeq and is a predicted model, not a curated record.
AUGACUGGAGUCAUACCCGCCGGGGAGUCACCGGACGCUGAGGAACGGGACGCGGCUGUUUCUCCAACGUGGUUCCUGGUGCACCACCUCGAGAAGCACCGCCACACCGGUCAUCGCAGCCAGAGCCUGGACGGCCCUUACCCAACCUGCACAAGGGAAGGGACAGCCUGGUGUGACUGGAGAGGAGAGAGGACAGGAGAGGAGAGGAGGACAGGUGCUCUGCAGAGUCGUAGUCCGCGUCACUCCCAGUCCACCCAGUCUGGGCUAGCUGACCAGGCCGCUAAGCUGUCCUUUGCCUCGGCUGAGUCUCUGGCUGAGACCAUGUCUGAGGCUGACAUCCCCCUGGGGUUCAGCCGAACCAACCGCUUCCGCCAGAGUCUGCCCCUGUCCCGCUCAGCCAGCCAGAACAAGCUGCGCUCCCCAGGCGUGCUGUUCCUGCAGUUUGGGGACGAGACGCGGCGGGUGCACAUCACCCACGAGCUGAGCAGCCUGGACACGCUGCACGCCCUCAUCGUGCACAUGUUCCCCCAGAAGCUGACGGCGGGGAUGCUCAAGUCCUCCAACACGGCCAUCCUGAUCAAGGACGAGGCGCGCAACGUCUUCUACGAGCUGGAGGACAUCCGGGACAUCCAGGACCGCAGCAUCAUCAAGAUCUACCGCAAGGAGCCCAUCUACGCCUCCUACCCCGCCACACACCUGGUCAACGGGGACCCGAGGAGGGAUCUGGUGUACACGUCCCGAGAGUCCUCCCCCACUCGCCGCCUCAACACCCUGCCCUCCUCCUCCGCCUCGCCCCCCUCCGGGUCCCCAGCCCGCUCCCGUCUGUCCUACAGUGGGGGUCGGCCUCCCUCCUUCGCCGGGCCGGGCAGUCACCCCCAGCUCCAACAACACUCCCAGCACCAGCAGCACCAGCAGCACCCCCAGCAGCACCAGCCCCAGCACUCCCACCACCCUGGAGCCGGCUCCCACCACGGGGGCCCCAACGCCGGCCUGUCCUCCUCCCCUAGCGCCAUCYUGGAGCGCCGYGACGUCAAGCCCGACGRGGAGGUUUCUGGGAAGAACMUKAUGCUGGURAAGGAGGGGYUGUACGCYGACCCCUACAGCCUGGUACACGAGGGCCGCCUCAGCAUCGCCUCCACACAGUCGCUGGCCGCCAUCGGAGACCCCUUCRGCUUCCCCGUGUCYGGUGGGCUGUACCGCCGYGGCUCUGUGCGYUCCCUCAGCACCUACUCUGCUGCCRCCCUGCAGGGGGAGCUGGAGGACGCCCUGUACAAGCCUGGAGGUCCCCUCUACUCYGACUCCUACUCCUCAGCCACWCUGGGCAUGGGCUWCCGCAUGCCCCCCUCCUCCCCGCAGAAGAUCCCUGAUAUGCAGCUGAGGGACAGGGGGGACUCGUACUCUAGCUCCCCCAGCCGAGCCUCCCCGGUCAGGCAGACCUUCCGCAAGGACUCAGUAUCCUCUUCCGUGUUUGUGGAGAGCCCCAAGUCCAGGCCCAGUUCCAGCUCUGACCCUCUGUCCCUGCAGGCCGGGCCGGGAGGGGACGGGAGCAGGUUUGCGCCGGGAUACAGCUCCCCACUCCCUGGAGAGACUUCUGAGUCCAGGGAUCGAUUGGAGCGACUGGAUCGUAUGGAGGCCAUGGAGAAACAGAUAGCCAGUCUGACAGGCCUGGUUCAGAGUGUACUGACCAAAGCCCCCGACAGUGACAGCACAUGCGGCCUACUGCGUCUCUGCAUGAUGGCGGGCUGCCCUCCGGACCAGGGCUCGGAGUUCUCACGGCCCUUCCCUUUCUCUUCCAGCGAGAAGACCGAAUCCAACAGCGACGGCUCCGCCACUGGAACUCUGACGCCAUCGGCCCCGCUGGCUCUGAUGCCCCCCCCUCCCUCCGGAGACAGCCAGGUCACCACCGUCACCCGGCUGCAGAUGCAGCUUCACCUCCACGACCUGCAGCAGAACGCCACCGACCUGCGCAAACAACUUCACGGUCAUGGACACAGCCAGCCCUCCUCUGGCCCUCACAGGGACAAUCAUCCCCCUGUGCCCCACAAGGGCCGGGCCCUGGAAGAGCUGGCCAACCGCGCUGCCGCUGAUAAGGCUGUGUCUGUGGAGGUUCGACUGGCAGCGGAGCGGGACUGGGAGGAGAAGCGGGCCAGUCUGACCCAGUACAGUGCUCAAGACAUCAACCGUCUGCUGGAGGAGACCCAGGCUGAGCUGAUGAAGGCCAUCCCAGACCUGGACUUUGCCGCCAAGCAGAUCAACAAGCCCUCCUCCAACACACCCUCCCAGUCUCAGACCCCCCAGAGUGGGGGAGGGACCCCAGAGCAMCGCCCUACCAAGCCCCAGCACGCCACACACAAGCUCUCGGGGAAGGAACCUGGCUCCAGACGUGGUUCUGAUGCAGAGCAGCUGACAGUGACUCGCUAUCGUACAGAGAAGCCCUCGAAGUCGCCCCCUCCCCCGCCACCUCGACGCAGCUUCCCAUCAUCCCCGGCUGGCCUGAUCACCCGCAGUGGAGAAACCCUUAUCCCCGGCAAGAGCAUGAAGUCGGAGGCGGAGGAGGGAGAAGCACAGAAGCCCCAUGUGAAGCUGCGACGGACGGUGUCUGAAAACCCGCGUCCUGCGUCCACCCCUCCCACCAUCGUCUCUGGAGACAAGGAAGAGGGAGAGGAGGACAAGAUCGCUGCUGAACUGGAGCUGUCUAGAGCAUCGUUGGACUGCUCUGGCAUACAGUGGAAGCAGGGCAGCUCAGAAUGCACUGCCAGCAUACUGGCAUCACACUCACAGGCACAGAGCAUGGCCCUUCCUGRUYCRUCCUUCUCUCCUGUCCCCCGGAUUGUGCUGACAGAGURYGUGUCAGUUUCMCYCUCUCCCUCAGAAGGCUUUGUCAGAGACUUGACACAGGACCAUCAGAUGUCCCCAACAGUGGRCCAGUCCCAGAGYMAGACUGCUCCUCCCCAGACAGUCCCCMAGAUCCAGSAGGUCUCUAAGGGGAAGGAUCCCGUCAGCCAGCCCCAGAGGAAGCCYUCUCGGCGGGGGGAGCUGAGAAUCCUGGAGUCCUUUGAGAAGRAGGAAGAGAGGGARGAGAGAGARGAGCUGUCCUUGGUKCUGACUGAGCUGGRGGUGAUGGUGAUGUCACCCUCRGAGRCCCAGAAGCUCAGCAGGACCUGGGGAGAGGCUCUACARACACUSACCAUCCCACCUCAGCCUUCAGAGGGAAGCACUGAAACCCGUCUGUGUGGGGCUCCACUACUGGUACUMUUCAGGGAGACUGUGACGGUCAGAGAGGCCUACAGGAAGCUGCAGUUACUGCUGGGCAGGGAGGAGGACACAGGGUCAUCCAAG